AUGCCCGUGAUUCUGCUCACAGCCGUCCUUGUCGCUGCGGUGCUGGUCAUUUUCUUUCACAGUGAUGUCGGCGAACAAUUGCCCCCUGGCCCACGCGGACUUCCGCUUAUUGGGAACCUCCAUCAAAUUGAUCAGGUGGAUAUGCGCAAGAAGUUUGCACGUUGGCAUCAGCAGUAUGGACCAGUUAUUCGCUUAAAGCUUGGCUGGAGUAAUGUGAUUGUUUUGGGGACUAUACCAACCACAAAGGAUCUUUUUGGCAAGAAGGGUGCCCGAUACAGCUCCCGACCCGAUAUGACCAUGGCGAGAGAUGUCAUGACCAAGAACAUGCAGACGUCAACUCUUCCCUACGGAGACAAGUGGAAAAUCCACAACCGCAUUCAUGUGUCACUUUUGAAUCCCCGAAUGUCGCAAAAAUAUCGGAAGUUAGUGCAGAUUGAGAGUCGACGGGCUCUCUUUCGUUUAUUGAACGCAGAUGAUAUGGGGUCAUGCUUCAACCGGCUCAAAUUCAACAUCAUCUACACUCUUGCUUACGGGAAAGACCCAGAACAAAACGAUGCCGACUUUCGAGAGAUCUUGGACCUGGCAGACAGCUUUUCUCAGGCAUUGACCAACUCGACAUGGAUUGUCGACAUCUUUCCUAUAUUGAACCGUCUGCCUACCUUUUUGGCGCCAUGGAAAAGGUUUGGUGACAAAUUCCACGAGCGCACUCAGAAAUGGUUCCAGAAAAACACCGCGCAUGCAAUUGACGCGGACUCGUGGAGCUGGACUAAGCUUGUUAUGACCAGCGAAAAUACGGGCAACCUCACGGUGACUGAGAUUCGCAGUCUGAUUGGCGUCUUGUUUGAAGCAGGAGUGGACUCUACUGCCACCUCGCUUCAUUUCUUUGUCCUGGCGUGUAUCCUUUACCCAGAUGCAGUUGAACGUGCGAGAACCGAGCUGGACGAUGUCGUUGGGCGAUCUCGGCUCCCAACUUUGGACGAUUUGCCUGAAAUGCCGUACGUCCAAGGCUUCGUCAAAGAAGUCUUGCGCUGGCGGCCAAUCCUCCAAGGCUUGCCUCAUUACACCACUGCCGACGACACCUAUAUGGGUUAUCACAUUCCCAAAGGCUCCACCGUCCUCUUCAACCAUUGGUCAGCUCACCAAGAUGAGGAUCUUUACCCUGAACCUUCUGUCUUUCGCCCUGAACGUUACAUCAAAAAUCCCGACCUUCCGCUAGGUGCCUUUGGGUAUGGUCGGAGAUCAUGCCCGGGGCGACAUCUAGCAAUGAUGACCCUAGAAACGAUGAUACCAAGCCUACUGUGGGCCUUCGAUUUUCACAGUUCUGCUGAUCUUGAGCUACACAAAGACGCUCUUUCCGGAGCCACUGCCAUAGGGGCCUUCCUAAAGCCUCUCGAGUUUCCAGUCGUUUGGAAAGUACGUGAUGGGCAGCACAAGGGCAUUGUGGAAGAUGCAUUCUAUGCGGCGGAAAAGGAAUUGAACUCCGCGACCAACAUUUACUAG
Molecule: messenger RNA, 1500 nt
Organism: Penicillium samsonianum
Lineage: Eukaryota; Fungi; Ascomycota; Eurotiomycetes; Eurotiales; Aspergillaceae
Product: cytochrome P450
Exons: 1
Coding region: 1-1500 (499 amino acids)
Molecular function (GO): oxidoreductase activity, acting on paired donors, with incorporation or reduction of molecular oxygen; heme binding; iron ion binding
Source: RefSeq, a predicted model, not a curated record